Messenger RNA from Pleuronectes platessa (European plaice), 2853 nucleotides. It is a transcript of the gene ska3, whose product is annotated as spindle and kinetochore associated complex subunit 3. Gene Ontology annotation, molecular function: microtubule binding. Gene Ontology annotation, cellular component: outer kinetochore; spindle microtubule. The transcript is spliced from 11 exons. Bases 148 to 1977 code for a protein of 609 amino acids. Gene Ontology annotation, biological process: cell division; mitotic cell cycle; chromosome segregation. Lineage: Eukaryota; Metazoa; Chordata; Actinopteri; Pleuronectiformes; Pleuronectidae. The record is from RefSeq and is a predicted model, not a curated record.
CCUAGGAAAGAAGAAGAAGACACUGAAGCCGGAAAAAGCCGAGGCGCCAAAAACUAAACAAUUCUCCAAGUUAGAAUAGAUGUAAACAAACGAUUACUUCUUUGUAAUCGAGUUUAUUAGUAAACGUUCAGACUCGUGUGUGUGACCAUGGAGCCGACGGAGCGGUUCUUCUCCAGACUCCGGAAGCUGGCGGUGACUCUGGAGUCAGAAACCACCAAACUCCAGAAGUCUUUCGAUAACCGCGACAACAACGAGGUUGACAGCGAAACCACCGCGAAGGCGAUGCGAGCAUACCACGAACUGAACUGCGACGUCGGGAACCUGAAGGGGCAGGUCCAGGAUCAGCUGACUCAACAACAAGCGCAGGAGAAUGAGGUGAGCAGCUUCAUCAAGGCCUGCAGAGUGAUGGAGCAGAGGGUCAGUCAGGACAUCCAGACUCUGAAGGAACACUUUGAAAACUACGGCUACGAGGCUCCCAGAGAUGCCCAGAGACUAACCAAACACAACCACCAGGACUCAGAUACUGAAGAAGUGGCAGAUGAAGGUGAAAGUAAUUCAGCAGGAGAAGAAGAUGCAAGCCAGGAGGAGGCUGGAGAUGAUCAGGCCUCAUCAUCUCUGACAAUGGGGCCGCCGCCCUUCACUGACGUAAUGCGAACCCCGCAGCUCUCUGACUUUGGUCUGUCGGAGAUUCUGCUGAAGAGAGGUCUGGCUGGGGCAGAGUGGUGCUCUGAAGUGCCCCCCAUGCCUGAGAUAAGACUUCCUCACCCCACACUGAGCACGCCCACACCACCACCCAUGCCCUUAACACCAAAGCGUGCCCUGCGGAUGGAUGACACCGAGCUUCAGAGUCCUCAGAUGCACAACUUUGGCAUCUCCGAGCACACAAUGUGUCUGUACAACGACUUCACUAUGAAUCUGAUCCAGAAGAACGUCGACAAGCCUCAAAGAUCCUCACAAGACAAACCUGUACCUACCUUGGAAUCUCUAAAGGAGAGUUUACAGACUAAAGCAGAAAACUUGGAGUCCCCAGAACUGCCUGUGUUUUCCACCCAGGGAUUCAAAAUCAAAAAGACAAACAAACCAACAGCAAACUGCUCCCCAGCAGCGCCAGGCAGUGGUGACCAAGAAUCCCCCACUCGUCCCGGACCCCUGUGUACCACCCCUGAGGUCCCCGCUUUUCAAACACCAUACUUGAGCCGACUUGUGAGCACAAAAAAGAGCGCAAAGCAGCCAGAGCCUAUCAUCAUGCAAACUGAUGAUGACGGACACAGCUCCAACUCGCCAACUCAUAACACAGCAACCGGCUCCAAACGCAUGUGGGAGUACAAUGUACCAGAGAUAUUCAUCAUGGGUGAGGAGGACAGGCAAAUGCCAGAGAUGCCAAACCUGGAGUCUUGUUUGGGGAAAUCUCUACAAAAUAGAAGUGCGAAAAUCCCAAAGAGGACUGGUGUGCAUGAACAGGUGACGGAGGAGCUUGGUGCUCACAGCCUGGAGCUGGACGAACCCACCCAGGAGUUCAGCUUGGGGACACCUCGCAUCAGGAGGGACUACAAAGAGCCCAGCACCCCCGAGAUGCCCGACCUCAGCUCUGUGACACAGGACAUCUGUAAACUUGUGUCCCAGGGUCAGUUGAAAAAGACAGGAGUGGCAGUUGUGCAACCAAAUGUCAGAACAGAAAAACAUAAAAACAGUGCUCCGAGUCUGUCUGCGGUUUCAGAGAGCGAGUUCCAGAGUUUACCACGCUACAUGAGGCAGAUGACGCUGUCCAACCUCAACCAGGUCGUCCACAACAUCAACAAGUUCAUAGCAGAGUUUCCAGGAGAAAAGACAGAACUGAAUUUGGAGGAGCUGAAGAGGAUCACCAACGUAGGGACCAAGACGCCCGUGUUCGUCCUGUGUCUCACCGAGCUCAAGAGGCUGCAGCAAGUGGGGGGAGCCAAGAACAACGCCGUUUACAAACUGAGCGCACAUACCUAACUGUUGUUUGCAACUGAAAUCUAGUUUUAUCUCAACUCACAAAACGCUGCUUAUACAAGUUGUAGCUGCCGGUUUCUGUUUUUCUCAAUUUGCACUAAUGUGAGUUUAUGGAUCUGAAUAUAAAUUGACUUGUAUAUAAUAAAUCAUAACGUUUUCGAAUGUUGUUUGAAAAUGUGUUAUCCAGAGGCUCGUGUAGUAUAUUAAAAAGUUUUAGUUCAAGGUUAACAAAUUCUGAGCAAAGGGCGAUGGAAGUAUUUUCUCAGUAUAACUCCAGCUGGACCUUUAGUCUACAGCAUUAAUGAAUUAGGCCAAAAUAGGAUAACCUGUUAUUCUACAAUAUACAAAGUGCCAGAAGAGAUGUAGUCUUGUAAAUGUAAACACUGUCAAAACCUUGGGUCAAAAUAUUAUUUUAACUAACUGCUAAAACAAACUGAUGUCACCCCAAACGUUCCAAUUAGAUUGUUGAAAAUUAAAAAAAGAACCAUUAAGGACAUCACAUUUCAACUAGAAGUUUACCAUUUUUUCAUUUUUUCUUCUUUUAAGUACCUGCACUUUACUUGUUUGGCCAGAUGGUCUUAUCACAUUGUUAACAACAGCUGUUAAUGAUAAAGCCACCAUUUUGUAUUUCUUUCCUUAUGUCUCCCUCCUUUUGUCUUCUUCUUUUAAGUAAUUAUGGUUUUUAUUAUGCCGCAGUCCAUUAAACCUCAAAGGUCGGAAGUUACAACUUGUCGAACUUUCGAAUCGAAAGGUCAGGGGAACCUCGCCAGCCCGGACAUCGAAAUCCAAGAUGGCCCCUCCAUAUAUCAACAGCAGUGAAAGCUACCUAACCCUAACCCUGUUAAUUAGCACAUCUGCCAAUAAAUGUGUCGUACACAU